Molecule: messenger RNA, 2419 nt
Organism: Amphiprion ocellaris (clown anemonefish)
Lineage: Eukaryota; Metazoa; Chordata; Actinopteri; Pomacentridae
Gene: srsf1b
Product: serine and arginine rich splicing factor 1b
Exons: 4
Coding region: 203-955 (250 amino acids)
Cellular component (GO): cytoplasm; nucleus; ribonucleoprotein complex
Molecular function (GO): mRNA binding
Source: RefSeq, a predicted model, not a curated record
AAGAAGGCAACUUUUUUUUUUUAAACUGCUGCUCUGUUUUGCCGUCUAACUUCAACCAUUUCAACUUUCACCAAGACGUAGGUGUAACUUACCAUUUGUUCGUGUAAUUAUAACAUUUAAUUCACUACCUAAGCGUCAAUUUUAUAUAUUUUCUUCACUAGGCUAGCCAGCUUCUCUCACCGUUAGCUAGUUUUGUGCUAUCAUGUCCGGCGGAGGAGUCAUCCGAGGACCAGCGGGCAGCAACGACUGUCGGAUAUACGUGGGGAAUCUCCCUCCCGACAUCCGUUCAAAAGACGUGGAGGACUUGUUUUACAAAUACGGAUCAAUUCGUGAUAUCGAUCUGAAAAACCGCAGAGGAGGACCACCGUUUGCCUUCGUGCAGUUCGAGGACCCGAGGGAUGCUGAGGAUGCUGUUUACGGGCGUGACGGUUAUGACUAUGAUGGCUACAGACUGCGUGUUGAGUUUCCUAGAAGUGGAAGGGGAAGUGGUGGUGGAGGUGGCGGCGGUGGUGGUGGAGGUGGUGGUGGAGCGAUGGGACCCCCACGGGGAAGGUACGGUCCUCCAUCGCGACGUUCAGAGAACAGGGUCGUUGUGUCAGGUCUUCCUCCCAGCGGGAGCUGGCAGGACCUGAAGGAUCACAUGCGAGAGGCAGGUGAUGUAUGUUAUGCUGAUGUGUAUCGUGAUGGCACCGGAGUGGUGGAGUUUGUACGCAAAGAAGACAUGACGUACGCUGUCCGUAAAUUGGAUAACACCAAGUUUCGCUCUCAUGAGGGAGAGACGGCCUACAUCCGUGUGAAGAUGGAUGGUCCUCGGAGCCCCAGUUACGGUCGAUCUCGGUCUCGUAGCCGCAGUCGAAGCCGGAGCAAGAGUGGUUCUCGCAGCUACUCCCCUCGUCGCAGCAGAGGGUCUCCACGCUACUCUCCUCGACGUUCCCGCUCCCGCUCUCGCACCUAGACACGCCUGACCUACACUAAAGCAGUGGUGUACCUCAGAGCCAGAGAGGAAAUGUUCACAUCACUUAACAAACCUUGUAUACUCUCGAAGGAUCGUCUUCUGUCACCUGUGUAUGCUGUCAUGCCAAGUUACAUUUUUCCCCCCACGCUUUUGGUUGAAGUUUAUUUUUCGUUUUCAUUUUUGCAGACCAGAUGAGCGUGGUCUGUAAACGUAACCCAGUUUUACUCCAUUCUAGCCUUUUCCUUUUCUCAUAAACAUUCUUUUUCUGCUAUCUAUCUCUCCCUCAUCUCUGUACUUUUUUUCCCCUCCUGAUUGUCCUUGUUGAAUGCUUUGUUUCAAUUCAUUUUCAUUUCAUUUAUAAAUAUUUUUACUUCUUUCAAGCAUAUAUAUGUCCUUUGACCCUCUUGUGUGUUUCUCUGUAGAGUUCAGUGGAUCAGGAUAGGAUGGGACAGAGGAGACAGUUCAUAUUAGGAUAAACAGGAGGAGGAGGAGGAGGAGUCAAAUAUGGCACCAAUGGUAUGAUGGCAGUGCCUUGUCAACUGUGAAAUCUGCAUUCUAAGGCUGUUAGUUUUUACACGCUUUAAAAUGGAGUGCCGUUUUUGAAUGUUUUCAGUAGUUACAAGUUUUGUGUGCCACUUUGUAUUUGGAGACCCAAAGCUUUUUUUGUUUGUUUGUUUUGUUUUUUAUUUUUUCCUUUUCCUCUUUUUUUUCAGUAUCCAAAGUAAAUCUUGGUAUUUUGGGCUUUAUUAUAGAUGGUGCCCCCUUGUUUUUCUCAAAGUAAACUCCCUGGUAGUUGCAUUUAUUGACAUUACUUGAAGUAUUUUUUUGAAGGUGUGAUUCUAACUUGCCUCCUUCUCUUUGGUUCUGCUGGUAUUCUGAAGGUUUGGACUGGGCUCAGUGUCUCCCCAUUCCGGAGCCGGAUCAGGAUUCAGGAUCAGAUUAGGAUUAGGCUUCAGGAUGGAUACAUGGAGCACGACCCCCGGCCCUGUCCACAUAGCCCCCAUCAAACCGGAAACAUUUUAGUGAGAAAUUUAAACUAAAUUGGCUUUCGAAUUACCCAAAUAGUUUUUGUUUUGUUUUGUUUUUUCGUUUUGUGUGGGACCUCAGAGACACAAUUACUGACGACACAGUGAGGAACGAUACAUUUUAAAAAAUUUUUGUUCUUUAAAUUCUAAAAAAGAAGAGCAAAGCUCGGAUCAAAUCCAGGAGGAGGGCUGGGAGGUGCAGGAUGGAUCCACACGCGUAAGGAGAGUGGUAAAUAGUGGGCAAAUGUUACCAGUGGAGGAGGGAGGGAAGGAAGAGGGAGGUCUGGGAGGCGACAAGGGAAUGUGACCUUAAUGUGGUUUGUAUUUCUUUUCAUAGGUCAGUCUUUUCCAAAGGUGGAGGAUAUCUGAUUUUCUUACAUAUAAUCUCCAAUAUUUCAAAGCUUUAUUCUCUUUUAAUAAAACAUUCAAUAACAUUAAA